This is a messenger RNA of Eutrema salsugineum, 1394 nucleotides long. RefSeq names its product SNAP25 homologous protein SNAP33. Bases 267 to 1175 code for a protein of 302 amino acids. Gene Ontology annotation, molecular function: SNAP receptor activity. The record is from RefSeq and is a predicted model, not a curated record. The transcript is spliced from 5 exons. NCBI's taxonomy places the organism in Eukaryota, Viridiplantae, Streptophyta, Magnoliopsida, Brassicales, Brassicaceae. Gene Ontology annotation, cellular component: plasma membrane; SNARE complex.
ACACAAACCCAAAAGACUUUGAACUCAAAUUCGUGGGUCGUUCCUAGUCGUUUCCGCGUUAAAUCCUUUUGCCCUUUCUCUGAUCUCUUCUUCUUCGCAUUGAUUUGGUCCUCUUCUGCAAUUCAUUAAGAACCCAAUCUUCAUUUCUUCUUUUUCUCUCUACUCCACUUCUUCGCUCAUCCAGGAACGUUUAUUAAUUAGUUAGCAAUCCUCCAAGUGUUCGUUUUUCCGAAGCAACAAGUUCUGUGAUAUUACUUUGAAAGAGAAUGUUUGGUUUGAGGAAAUCACCGGCAAAGCUUCCCAAGCAUAACUCGGUUGAUCCUGGAUUUCAAAAGUUUUCCAAGCCGAAUCCGUUUGAUUCAGAUGAUGAACUGGACAACAAACACACCCUUAACCCUUCGAAGAGGACGUCCUCUGAACCCUCUUUGGCUGAAAUGACAAACCCUUUUGAUGCUGAGGAGGUUGAGAAAGGAUAUAGCUCAUCGAAACAGUCGUUGACUUCCAACUCCAGAUAUCAGUACAAGAACAAUUUCCGAGAUUCAGGAGGUAUUGAAAACCAGUCGGUUCAGGAGCUUGAGGGUUACGCUGUGUACAAGGCUGAAGAGACGACGAAAUCUGUACAGGGUUGUCUCAAGGUAGCAGAAGAUAUAAGGUCAGAUGCUACCAGAACUUUGGUCAUGUUGCACGAGCAGGGCGAGCAAAUCACAAGGACGCACCAUAAAGCUGUUGAAAUAGAUCAUGAUCUCAGUCGAGGUGAGAAGCUUCUUGGAAGCCUUGGAGGUAUGUUUUCAAAGACUUGGAAGCCAAAGAAGACUCGCUCUAUAGAUGGUCCAAUCAUAACUAGAGAUCACUCACCAACGAGAAGAGUUAACCACUUGGAGAAAAGGGAAAAACUGGGACUGAACCCGGCACCGAAAGCACAAUCAAGAACCCGAGAACCGCUCCCUGAAUCAGCUGAUGCCUAUCAGAAAGUGGAGAUGGAGAAAGCUAAGCAAGACGAUGGGCUUUCGGAUUUGAGUGAUCUACUGGGCGAGCUAAAGAACAUGGCAGUUGACAUGGGAAGUGAAAUCGAAAAGCAGAACAAAGGACUUGAUCAUCUUCAUGAUGAUGUUGACGAACUCAACUUCAGAGUCCAACAAUCUAACCAACGGGGCCGCCGUUUGCUCGGGAAGUAGAUGAACAGAGAUAUUAUGUUGCACUCUCUACCUCUUUCGUUUGAUCUUGUUCCUUAAAAACCCAAACGGUUCUUAUCAUGUUAUAUACCUUUUUACUCUAUGUUGUAUUUGAUCUUAAAACCAAAAAAUUCACGUUUGUCCAGGACACAAGCAAUUUUGCUGUUGUUCUUCUGUAUCAGAAAGAUUUCUUUAGAAACUCUGACAAUAGAUUAAUAAUAA